Salvelinus sp. IW2-2015 is the source of this 2187-nucleotide messenger RNA. NCBI's taxonomy places the organism in Eukaryota, Metazoa, Chordata, Actinopteri, Salmoniformes, Salmonidae. The record is from RefSeq and is a predicted model, not a curated record.
UGUCAAUGAUGAUCAAGAAAAUGAGCAAUAAAAAAAUUAAGUUAUUGCCAUAUUGUUUUUCGUGAGCAAAAUGCAUGUUUUGUUAUUAUUGCCAAAUACAGUAAAAUGUAAAUUAGAUGCAUUCUGGGAUUUGUGUCAAUAUGGCAGCCUGGAUGUUGUUCAAGCUUGUAGCCAAAGAACUAACCCUGUUGUACACUUCUGAGCUAAGUGCUCAGUUUAUUUGCAUUUUGUUAAAUUUCCGUGAAAAAAAUAAAUUCAACACCACAGCAACACAAGAUUUAUAUAGACAGCCACGUUAGGACAACUUGCUAGUCGACUAAUGCCGGUAGCCAGCUGAUCAGGUGUGUAAUCGUUAGCCAAACACCUGCAAAAAAGUUUAUAUUGCACAAAUUCAGAUCACGGCUAUACACAACACAAUUAGCCAAUGCAGGCAACUUCUCUGGACAGCCUAGUAAAGCUGCUGGACAUAUCUGGGGUCUGGCUCAACAAGCAGUCUGCAAAUUGGCCUGCCAGACGUCAAGACCAAGGGGCAGUGCUGAAGUUCAUCCUGUCGACUGGCAUAUCCUCUGGGAGUUUGUCAAACCCCAGCUCUUUGCCCUUCUUGGUGCUGUCGUGUUACCCAAUGAGACCUGGCCAACAGAUCCUGAAGAACUUCAACCUCAUCAUCCCCCUCUCUAAGACUGUCGCUAUCGUUGGGGAAUCAGGAGGGAAGUCUACAGUGGCCUCCUUGCUGGAGCUUUUCUUUKACCCCAGCAGUGGUGUGAUCAUGUUGGAUGGCCUGGAUAUCUGGACACUGGACCCAUCUCAGAGGACAAAUAAUUUGAUUCAUCAAUCAGGAGCCUGCCACUUCCUCACAGGCUUUCCAGGUGGAUACAACCCUGURGUUGGUAAGUGACAACACAUUAGUGAGAAAAAAACAUAGCUUUUUGAGUGAGUCUCCCAGAACGGCCCAGAACGUUAUAAAGUCCUGAUUUAUUACAAGUCUAUACCACUCUAAUAAACCCCAGACACACAUACUCAAUGCAUUCCCCUUUUCUCAAUCAAUCAAUCAAAUGUAUUUAUAAAGCCCUUUUUACAUCAGCAGUUGUCACAAAGUGCUUUUACAGUAAGUGCUUUUAUUUAAUAUUGUAUCUCUGUGGACACACAGGUAUCUUCUCUUCCUAGGCUGGAAUUGCUGAGCAAARGAGGGCUGCUGACCUCAUCCGCAGGCAGAGAUCAGAGGGACGGAUGUGAACARUACAUUGCAGAGCUGCCAACUCUCACGCAUUGGCCGUGAGACAAACGCACGCAUUUGACCCUCCUUUCACGCUCUCACGGCACACCUCUUAUAUCUCACGAAUUGUAAAGUACUGCUUUUAUUUUUCAAAUUAGUCCAUUGUAUAGUCAGCACGUUAACUGUGCUCCUAAUCGUUUUGAAAUCGGAGCAUCUGCGCCUGCAAUUUAACAUCACGAGCGGAAUCUCUAUCAUUGUCCUGUCUUGCCACAGCACUGUGAACCGCUUCACAUUGAAGCAUAUGAUUGGUCUAGUUAGGUAAAGGAUCUUUGACCCUAGCAGUGGUGUGAUCAUGUUGGACGGAUGCGUGUUUGGAUUGGAUGCGUGUUUUAAAGAAACGCCCCUCAAUAUUAGAGUGGAGCUGAAUGGAGAGAGAAAAUUAUCUGCUGAGUUUAUAAAACUGUAAAGAGAGCAGCACGGUAGCGCUGUUUCAUGUACAAUGUUUUCAACAAAAUUAGGUUGCUGUUACUCCCGUCCUUAUUGCAGAAUGCAGUCUUCUGACAGCAUGUACUAAAGUCGAUUUAAUCUACACUUGCAUUAGUCCCCUCGAUUGCUGAUUGACAUUUAGGCUGUGACAACAAAAAGGCAGCAGACAGACCUACAGUAUGUUUUAGCAGGGACAUUUGGUAGGAUGACUUGCUUUGUAAUUAUGAAAAKAAUUUUGUCAACCAGAUUGUGAACCCAAAAGUGUAAGUUUGAUUCUAGAAUGGGAACGUUAAAUAUAAAAUAAUCUGGGUAGUGUAGGGGCAGAUUCAUGUCACCUUGUCUUCAGGAGAUUUUAUUUAUUAAAAUAUUGGGUAAUUACUGUGCUUGUCAGCAAGAACACUACUGUUAUUCCCCACACUUAUUUUAAUAUUCCACUAAUCACAUAUUUGAAAUCUGAUAUGACUACAGURCAUUCGGAUUGUAUUCAA